AUGGCGUAUAGUACGUUUACUACACCACUUAUUUCCAGGAAUUCAUGCGUCUGGAAAAAUCAUCAAACCAUUUCAAAUGGAAUACAAUUCAAAUCAAAUGAUAUCAUAACAAAUGUCGAACAAAAUGUCACCACGAAAAAACUGUCAUGGAGAGAUCUUUUUCCUCAGAUAUUAGCAAGUGUAGUUGCUUUUUUGUUGGUCACUCAGCCCGGAAUCAAUAUGGUUUACUCGAACAUAUUUCUGAAUCACUACGAAUUUACAGAUGUUUCAGAGUUAUCUUGGUUAACUAGCAUUCUGGUAUUAUGCACUCCAAUCGGGGCGAUCACAAUCGGCGUCAUAAUGGACCGGAUCGGCAGGAAGAACGCGUUUUUACUCACGUCUGUGCCGCUCUUGAUAUCCUGGUCGAUCGCUUCGGUUGCUCGGCCUGAAAACAUGCGUCUAAUCUACGCUUGCCGAUUUUUCGCUGGCAUCGGCGGAGGCAUGACGUCCAUGGUCGUAGUUUACGUUUCGGAAAUAGCUCAUGCUUCACACAGACAAGUUUUGUUGUCGUUGAACAGCGUGUUCUUUUCAGUAGGCGUACUAUUCGCCACCACCGUCGGAUCGCUGUUCCAGUGGCAGGCAGUCAAUGUGAUAUUUUUCAUAUUCACGGCUGUCACGACGGUGCUCCUGGUCAUCUUCCUGCCGGAGAGUCCGGUCUGGCUGGCCAAGUUCCGGUCCGACCGUACCUACGACGCGAGGACUUCGUUGAGAAGAAUAUACCCGAAGAACGAUCAAGUGUUCGUGGAAGAACUGGAUCGUCUGUACCCCGAUUCGACGACCACCGCGGAUAGCCCGGAGGUACAUCACCCGCAACACUGCAUCGGCUGCGAACAAGCAACUAAACGGCGAAGGUUGAAGCGGUGCUGCUGGUGGCGUACGCCUCAGCCGCGGACUGUGACCCGGCCCGUGCGCGUGCUGGCCACCGUGUUUCUUCUGCAGCAGCUGAGCGGUUGUUACCCGGUGAUAUUCUACGCGGUUCCUGUCAUGCGGUCGGUGGCUGGCACCAAUGCCCUCGGUGGACCUUACUCGGACAUGGAAGCGAUGGUGGCUCUGGGCGUUGUCCGCCUGUUGACCAGCGUGGCGGCUUGCGCGCUGUCCUUGCACGUCGGGCGCCGGCCGCUCCUGAUCGCCUCGUCGUUGUCCAUGGCGUGCUCGGCCGCCCUGGUUGCGCUGACCUACGGCCCAACAGCGGCGCCAAUGUGGCCGCUUAUAGGGGUCUCGGUGUUCGCAUGCAGCGGCUCGGCCGGCGUGCUCGUGUUCCCGUGGACUUUGGUUGGCGAACUGUUGCCCGUUUCGGUCCGGGCUGAGGCCGGCGCUUCUCUCGUGGCGUACGCAUACACUCUCAUGUUCGUUGUGCUCAAAGCGUUCCCAUACGCGGUGGCCGACGACGGCGGCGGUUCCGUGGCCACGACAUUCGCCGUCUUCGCUGCCGGAUCGCUGGCCAUGGCCGCGUACGUGCACGCCCGUCUACCCGAGACUAUGGGCAAGCGGUUCGACGAGAUCGAAGCGCAUUUCGCCGAUGACAAACACGCGGCGGCCGCUACCCGCAACGCCCACUGUAAGACGAGCUAUUUGAUGACGCCUCCGUGA
Macrosiphum euphorbiae (potato aphid) is the source of this 1629-nucleotide messenger RNA. Lineage: Eukaryota; Metazoa; Arthropoda; Insecta; Hemiptera; Aphididae. The record is from the annotation of a GenBank genome assembly.